This is a messenger RNA of Microplitis demolitor, 475 nucleotides long. RefSeq lists its product as uncharacterized. Bases 71 to 454 code for a protein of 127 amino acids. The transcript has 6 exons. Lineage: Eukaryota; Metazoa; Arthropoda; Insecta; Hymenoptera; Braconidae. Gene Ontology annotation, molecular function: odorant binding. The record is from RefSeq and is a predicted model, not a curated record.
GAAAAAGUUUUUUUUACUUUUUUUAUCGACUUGUUUUACGGUUAUUUUAUCUAGUGUAAUAAGACAAGAUAUGGCAAUAGUACGUAUUUGUAACUCUACAGAUCCCAUUGAUUUACGAGUAUUGAAUGAUUAUUUAAUGAAUCACAAUUUAAAUCGCCUGCACAUAAAAUCCCAUCACCCACUUGCCUGUUUCCUACUCUGUGUGUACAGUGAGUUCAAUUGGAUGGAUCGUCAUGGGGGAUUCAAAGUUCAUAAUAUCAAGGCCUGGAUGCUAAGAGCUGAAUUAUCGGAAAAUGACACGGACAUUUUAUUGAGAAAGUGCAUUAGCUUAGAGUUGACAGAUCCUUGUACACGGGCGCAACAUUUCACAGAAUGUUUUUGGACAAAUCAUCAAGAUGUAACGGUCGAUCAUAGACACUCAUUACACUCGAUGAUGCAUAAGGAUGUGCAUUAGGAUAAAAUAUAUAAUUAACUU